Molecule: messenger RNA, 881 nt
Organism: Erigeron canadensis
Lineage: Eukaryota; Viridiplantae; Streptophyta; Magnoliopsida; Asterales; Asteraceae
Exons: 4
Coding region: 84-431 (115 amino acids)
Source: RefSeq, a predicted model, not a curated record
UCAAACACACUCUCCUUCUCUAGCGACAUUAUUUCGAUCAUCAUCGAACAUAUAAUCGGAAGGAGGAGAUCGUCGUGGCGAUUAUGGCCAAGGAUGCUAAUACUUCUGAGCAGGAGGAACCAAAAGGUUAUGCUGGUAAAAAAGAAAGGAAGCUGAAUCGCACUGAGCAACAAUCUUGUGAUAAGUGUGAAAUUAGGGGACUUCGAGAGAGUAAUGAAAUUUUAAGGGCUCAUAUAGGCAAUUUGAAUACAGACCUAGAACUGAUUGGUUUAAAGAGAGACGUGGCCUGCCUUAGGAGCACAGUAGAUGGAAAGAAUGUUGAACUUUCAAAACUUCAGUGUGCAGAAAAAGAAUUAAAGGAACAUCUGGAAAGGGAUCUGGCUUAUCUAAGAGAAGAAAAUAAACAAUUAAAGGUCGGUUCACUCUUGUAGGAUCUUGAUUAAAAUAGUCUAGAUUGCUAAUCUGAAAUACACACUUAACUAUGAACAUACAAAUAAUAAAUAAGCCUGCUGAUUCCAAUGCCAAUGCUGCCAAGCCUGCCGAUCCUGAUGAGCUUUUUCCCAAGGCUGCUAUCCAUUGGGAGACUAAUGUUCCUUGUGACCCUCGUGGGGAUGUUGAGCCUUUGUCGGAGGAGCUUUUUCCCAAACAUGAUUCACAAGAUUCGUGCACCAUUAUGUAAGUAAGAAGAGUAGAACUUGAGUGGUUAAAAACUUUUGUAUGUUAACUGUUCUGUGUCGAAUUGAAGCUGUUAGAAGCUGUGUGCAUUGCAAAAUGCUUGUGAUGAGAGUGAUAUUGAGAUAAUUCAAAUGCAGGGACAUCAAAAUGUUAUUGACUUUGCAUGGAUUAAUGAUGAGUUGGAUGGGAUGAAUAAAUUGGAUCAA